AUGGCACCAACGAGUAAAUAUUCAGCCAAGCAGAUCGAGUUCAUGGCGACAUACCAUGAUCAAUUCUUAGAGUGCAAAUCAAACAAAAAUUACGAACCUUUCUGGAGCCCAUUUUUUGAGGCAUGGGGAAUCAAGUUCCCAGAGCGUGCUGUAGUCUUCAACAACAUUCCGCUUGAUGUCGAUUUAACCGACGAACAAUCUGCUGAAGUGGCAACCGCAUGGGCAUUGCGUCAACAGCGCCUUAUGCAGAAGUUCCGUAAUGAUCUGGGCGGCUCCAAAGCAGGUCGGCGGGCUAAUGCGCAGAGUACGGCCACAAUCAACAAGAUGCUGAUGAAUGUCUCGAUGAGUUCGAAGGCGAAAAAAUCUUCUCGCAUUUUGAAACCGUAUGAGAUGUACUCAAAAAUGCACUACGGAAAAAUCAAGGAUGCUGUCAAAAAAGAGCAAGAAGAACUCAAAAACUUACCGUCUGCUGCACCACCCAAGAAGACCAGUAUUGGUGUCGUCAAGCAACAUCUUAGAGAGGCCUUCAGCACUGAGUCUGAAGAAGUUAAGGCAGAGCAUGUGGAAAUAGAGGAAAUGAAGAAACGAACUCACAAUAAGGAUGUCAUGCCUAGCUAUACAUCCAAAAUCGCGACAAUUCUGACGCAAUUCUUCGAAGAAUUACAUGAGAUGACGGAUUGGGCAUUCACAGUCCUCAUGGGCGGGCCACAGCCUAAUAUGGGUGGGACACUUGAUGUUAGUAGCUUCCACAUUGGAAAAACGCAAAUGGGCAACCGGUUCAGUCAAGCCUACCCACAUUUUUCACAAAAUAUCAUGGUGCCUUACACGCAGUUUGUUGAACGCGUUUUUCCCGAGGCAGCUGCGCUGUCGAGAACAAAAGGCUUGCUGCCUGGUUCUACUACGUCAUCCACUCUGGCUAUCACCCCUGGACCCUCAUCCGCUCCUCAUAUAGUAGCCUCUGAUACAUCACCACCUAUCCCUUCAAACACCGCAGUUUCAACUUCCGGAUCCGAUCUGUUGCUUGCAUCGGAGCUUCUCUCUCUCCCUCAAGGCAACAAUGCCUUUCAUUUCUUCUCUGACGCUGAUUUAUCCCUGUCGCCAAUGGAUGACAACUCUUCACUUCCCACUCUUCCCACUCUUCCCACUCCUCACCCAGCCCCAUCUUUCCAUUGCUCUGCAAUCUCGUUCCGCGAACGGAGUGUUCAUUUCACAAGGUUGCACUGGGUUUCUAUGUGCAAUCUCCCCACCAAAUACUCCUCCAUCCGAGUGCUACCAAAGCAGUCACGCCCAUCAUCAGGAAAAACGGGAACUCCAAUAUAG
This is a messenger RNA of Suillus clintonianus, 1320 nucleotides long. RefSeq lists its product as uncharacterized. The record is from RefSeq and is a predicted model, not a curated record. The transcript is spliced from 5 exons. Lineage: Eukaryota; Fungi; Basidiomycota; Agaricomycetes; Boletales; Suillaceae. The coding region runs from base 1 to 1320 and encodes 439 amino acids.